Molecule: messenger RNA, 1236 nt
Organism: Malania oleifera
Lineage: Eukaryota; Viridiplantae; Streptophyta; Magnoliopsida; Santalales; Ximeniaceae
Product: xyloglucan endotransglucosylase/hydrolase protein 22-like
Exons: 3
Coding region: 138-1076 (312 amino acids)
Biological process (GO): cell wall biogenesis; xyloglucan metabolic process
Cellular component (GO): apoplast; cell wall
Molecular function (GO): xyloglucan:xyloglucosyl transferase activity; hydrolase activity, hydrolyzing O-glycosyl compounds
Source: RefSeq, a predicted model, not a curated record
GCCAAAAUUUUUCUUAUGCCAACUGAAACUUCAGGUGCCCUUUCCUUCCCCCAGCCUCCAGUAUAAAAUACCCAAUCAGGUUCCCAUCCAAAACACAAAUCAAUACUCUCGCAUCCUCCUCGUUGAUUGACGCCUCCAUGCGCUUACAAUCUUAUCUAUCCAUGGUUUCAUCUCUGCUUUAUUGUUCACAUGUUGUGAAGAUGUUGUCGUUCUGUCUUAUGGUUAGCUCUUUAAUAAUGCUCCCCUCGUCUGCAAGCAGCAACUUCAAUCGGAACUUUGACACCACCUGGGGAGGCGGCCGUGCUAAAAUUCUCAAAAAGGGCAACCUCCUCACACUAUCCCUCGACAAAGCCUCGGGCUCUGGCUUUCAAUCCAAGCACGAGUACCUCUUCGGAAAGAUUGAUAUGCAGCUCAAGCUCGUCCCCGGUAACUCCGCUGGCACGGUCACUACCUACUAUUUAUCGUCACGAGGGUCGACUCACGAUGAGAUUGAUUUCGAGUUCUUGGGGAAUUUGAGUGGACAUCCCUACAUUCUUCAUACUAAUGUCUUCACCCAAGGCAAAGGCCAAAGAGAACAACAAUUCUACCCAUGGUUUGACCCCACUGCCGACUUCCACACAUAUUCCAUCCUCUGGAAUCCCCAGUCCAUCAUCUUCUCUGUGGAUGGUACACCUAUUAGGGAAUUCAAGAAUAUGGAGUUCAAAGGGGUUUCAUUCCCGAAGAACCAGCCGAUGAGGAUAUAUUCCAGUCUUUGGAAUGCAGAUGAUUGGGCCACAAGAGGUGGGCUGGUGAAGACCGAUUGGACCCAAGCACCUUUUACUGCCUCGUACAGGAAUUACAAUGCAAAAGCCUGUGUGUGGUCAUCCGGAAAAUCUUCAUGCACUUCCAAUUCUUCUCCUUCAAUCUCUACUACUUCCAAUUCAUGGCUCACAGAAAAGUUGGACAUCGCAAGUCGCAAAAGACUCAAAUGGGUUCAGAAGAACUACAUGAUUUACAACUACUGCACAGACAUAAAGCGAUUUCCCCAAGGCCUCCCUACAGAAUGCACCCAUGUCAACACAUCUAGAAGAAAUUAAUUAAGCCCUCCAAUCGAUUUCCUAUCUUCCUUUUUUUUUUUUUAAUCAGUCAAUUGAUUAAUUCAUUCAUUAGUUUCGGCACUUGUUAUUUUUUUAAAAAAAUUAUUAAGGCUCCGCUAAAUCUGAACUAUACAAAGGUAAUUGCCUAUUUUUAUCUCAA